This is a messenger RNA of Chelmon rostratus (copperband butterflyfish), 3738 nucleotides long. It is a transcript of the gene dok4, whose product is annotated as docking protein 4. The coding region runs from base 674 to 1666 and encodes 330 amino acids. Gene Ontology annotation, biological process: cell surface receptor protein tyrosine kinase signaling pathway; positive regulation of MAPK cascade. NCBI's taxonomy places the organism in Eukaryota, Metazoa, Chordata, Actinopteri, Chaetodontiformes, Chaetodontidae. The record is from RefSeq and is a predicted model, not a curated record. The transcript is spliced from 9 exons. Gene Ontology annotation, cellular component: cytoplasm.
CAGAGACACGGACGAAGAGCCGCAUCAGCGCUGCCGCUGUGGACAAAAUAAACCAUCCGUGUGUCGACAGACAACUGCCAGCGGCUCGGAUCCGAUCCGGUUGGAUUUACUGUGGCGUCUGCUGCAGCUGCAGGGAGGUGGAGGGGGUUGAGUCAGCGGAGGCAGGGAGGCAAAGGGACCCCGUCCGACAACCGAGACCCCGCCCGGCCGCAGCCUCCCCCGCUGCGCUGCAGCUCACCGACGGUCACAUCUGUCAUCCAGAUAUGCCAAAGAGGAGGAUGAGGAAAGACCAUCUACUGAAGAGUGAAUGAAAGAAGGACAAAGUAAAGGACAAACAGGCGAAGACCAAAAGGCAAAGAAGAAGAGAAACAAAUCUAAUAGAACAGCACAAAGAGAAAUGGAAGAAGGAGAAAAGGGAGUGUGGGGGGAUGUGAGGAGCUCUGAAAAAGAGGAGAAACAGAAUUGAAGAUAGAUGGAAACAGGAAGUGUUAUAGGGAGGAAAUAUACACAGUCCUUAGUCCAGGUUUGAAAGUGAAAGAGACAGAGCUACACUGGACAAAGAAGGUGGGAGCUUUGGAAAAGAAGGAACAUAAAACAAGGACCGGCUGAGGGACGGAAGAAACAUCUGGAUGGUCUCCACGGGUACAGUCAGCAGGUUACCACCCCUCAGAAGAUGGCCUCCAACUUCAAUGAUAUUGUCAAGCAGGGCUACGUACGCAUGCGUAGCCGCAAGCUGGGGAUCUAUCGACGUUGCUGGCUGGUGUUCAAGAAGUCAUCCAGUAAAGGGCCUCGUCGUCUGGAGAAAUACCCUGAUGAGAAGUCUGCCUACAUCAGAGCCUAUCCUAAGGUGACAGAGAUUAGCAACGUCAAGAAUGUUACCCGGUUGCCUCGAGAUACCAAGCGACAGGCAGUGGCCAUCGUGUUUACAGAUGACACCUCACGCACCUUCACCUGUGAGUCAGAGCUGGAGGCUGAGGACUGGUUUAAGAUGUUGUCAGUUGAGUGUCUGGGUACACGGCUCAAUGACAUCAGUAUGGGAGAGCCUGACCUCCUGGCUGCUGGAGUGCAGUGUGAGCACACAGAGCGUUUCAAUGUGUUCCUCCUCCCCUGUCCCAACCUGGACAUCUAUGGAGAGUGCAUGAUGCAGAUCACCCAUGAGAACAUUUACCUGUGGGACAUUCACAAUCCUCGCACCAAGCUGGUCACCUGGCCACUCUGCUCCCUGCGGCGCUAUGGACGUGAUGCCACCCGUUUCACCUUCGAGGCUGGACGGAUGUGUGACAGUGGUGAAGGCCUCUACACCUUCCAGACCAGAGAGGGAGAGCAGAUCUACCAGAGGGUUCACUCCUCUACACUGGCCAUAGCAGAGCAGCACAAGAAGGUCCUGCUGGAGAUGGAGAAAAACAGCAGGUUGAUGAGUUCUGUGGGUUCAGAGCCUGGCUCCUACCCCUGCACCCCCACCGCUAUCCUACCCCGAUCUGCCUACUGGCACCACAUCACUGGAAACCAGAUCGGCAUGGACCCUGGCAAUGGUGACGCCGCAGAAGACGACUUGCUGUCCACUCGCCUGCCACCCGAGCGCCACGCCACGCUGCCUUUGGCAAAUACACAUGCACGGUCUCACGCACACAUACACACACACUCCCCAACACACUACUACACGUAGCCCAAACAAUGACACGCACACAGAAGAUAUGGACAAUGAAGAAGACGCAAACACACACAUACCCACAUGCGUACAGGCACACACAAUUCACUGAAAGGAAGUCACAUUCUCCCUCCUUAUGUUAGUUUUACAGCCCAACAUUACACCUCACAGGAGAUGUUGUAGGUUUGUUACACCUCACAGGAGAUGUUGAAGUUGGACUAACACUGGCCAAUUUACCAUCCUGUAUGCAGGGAGCAGCAAGUGAAAACUAAAUUCCGCAAAAGACUGCAAGAAAAUUGGGUAAACAGGGAACAUUUGGCAUUUUUUCACACUCUGCCUGGCAAAAUAGUAUAUAAUGCCUACUGAUUUAAGUACUGACUGAAUAUGCUUUCAACCACAAAGGUCGUAUUGCAAUUUGGUCAACCAGGUCUAAAGGCAAAAAUGUUUCCACCUGUUUCCACUGUGUCACUCUGGAGGGGGGGGGGUGAAAAGUUUUAAGGGGCAGUUGAAUUGAAAUUCUGUUUUAAAUAGUAAAUCUCUGGUAGUACAAGAUACAGUGGAUAGCAUGUGUUAGUUGUGAAACUACACAGCAUUUGUUAGCUCAUGCUGCUCACUCACCAAGACACCUGCCCAGUUCUCCACUGGUGCCUCAUACCACAACUCGGUUUGUCACUGCUGGUUGUGGUGCAUGCAUAUGGAUAUGAUUUCUUAGCGCAUCAGUGUCAAUAAUAGCUCUGGGAUCCUUAUUUUUUAUUGUUAAAAUCGACCUAGCUGUCCAUUAUGUGACAUCACAUAUAAUUUGUUUUGACAAAGACUUGGAAACUGAUGUUUCUGUAGUUUAUAUAUACGUAGAUGUGGAUAUUGCUGAUUUUCACAGUGCACUGUACGCUCCAGUGUUUGAUAAAGCUACGAGGCAGGAAAUGGUCUCCGACUUCACGCAGGAAGAAAUCAGAACUGCCAUUCUUUCUUUUCCACGUGGAAAGGCCAGUGGCCCAGACAGAUUUGGAAUAGAAUUUUAUGAAGCACAUGUAGACAUAAUUGCCCCCUUUUACUCCAGAUGGUAAAUUGCUCUGUGAAAUACUUUGUAUUAUGUUCAUAUCAGUGAUGGCACUAAUGUUGUAUCCUAUCAUCCUGCUAAAACAGUGAUCAAAAGAUUAUUGCAAAUUUAUUUGGCAAACCAAUUAAAUGAAAACAUUUGCACAUUAAUCCAUCCUGACCAAACAGGUUUCAUUCCAGAUAGAUUCCCCUUUUCUAACAGCCAGUGUUUAUCACAUAUAUCUGGGCUAACUCUCCCCCCUGACAGAAGCAUCAUGCUGGCCCUCUUACAGAAGCCCAUGGCUGAAGGUGAUCCGGGCCUUCCUGUCUUCGCUUUGGACAUUAUUACUGGGCCUGUAAUUCCAGAGCAUGGAUUUUCUGGAAUCAUGCUCCAGCUAUGUCUGGGUGGUGGAGCGAGUCCUGUAAGGCAGCAUCACUUAGUGGGGCCUGCUUAACAGCCGUUUUAUUUUCCAAAUGAAAUCUACUUAUGAAACAACUGAAGGAUGACUUUAUUUUGCCUAACAUUUAAGAGUCUAAGGUAAAUCAGAGGUGUGCUGGGUCUCUCAGAAUUGUCUAUUUAUGCUCCUAUUUGUCCGAGCCCUUCUUCUAAACCAGGCCUAAUGGAUGUUUUUUCACACUGAUCACAAAAGGGCCGACUACAACUAUUAAGGAUUUCAACAGUAACAACCAUUUUGCAUCUUUUGCUCAACUUCAGGUGAAAUGUGAUUUUUGGGGGAAUCUGCAAAUUAAGAAUUUUGUUUUUGAAUUAUGGCUAAAUAAGAAAUGUGUUAUGUCCUGCCCAAUGCCCACCUCAUGUUUCUUAAGAUGGGGACUUCAUAGAACAUAUUAAAAGGGAGAGGUGCUAAUCUGGGAACUAAUUUUUCUGGACUGUACUGAUCAGUUUUUCGAGUCUUUGUCUUGGGUCUUCCUCAGCCUUGUUUGGUCUUGGUUCCACAGACUCUGUUUCUGACCUUCAGUCCACUUGUGGAAAUUCAGUCACUGCACUUAUUGACGUGUCUAUGUGAACUUUUUCUGUGAGCUGGCAGUUUGUUUUA